AUGUUCUUCUCAAAGACCGCCGUGGCUGCUGCCAUUGCCUUCUCCUCCCUCCUCGGAGCAGUCGUCGCACAACCUAUCCACCACGCUCACAACCUUCACAAGCGUGAAGCUAACCCCGAUGUUGUCGUCGUCGUCAUCACCAACUAUGUCGAUAGCGAAGGUAAUAUCAUCUCCGUCGGUACUGAAGGUGUUGCUGCUCCUUCUGCUACUUCUAGUUCCGCAGCUGCCGUCGUUGCUCCUUCCUCUGAGGUUGUCGUCGUCUCUUCUUCUACUGCUGCUGCCGCCGCUCCUUCCUCCUCCUCAGUCGCUUCAGUUGUUGUCCCAGUUGCUUCUUCUUCUUCCUCCUCCUCAGUCGCAGCUGCUACCUCCACCGGUUCCUCAGGUUACACUUCCGGCUCUACCUCUUCUGCAGGAGCUAAGGGUGUUGUUUACUCUCCUUACAAGACUGGUGGCUGCAAGACUGCCGAUGAAGUCAAGUCCGACCUUGCCCAGCUCACUGGUUAUGACGUUAUCCGUCUUUACGGUGUUGACUGCGACCAGGUUACCAAUGUUAAGGCUGCUCUUGCCGAUGGCCAAAAGCUUUUCCUUGGUAUCUACGAUGUUGCUAACCUUCAGUCUGGCCUUGAGACCUUGAUUGCUGCCAUUGGUGGUGACUGGGAUCUUGUCCACACUGUUUCCAUUGGUAAUGAGCUUGUUAACAGCGGUUCUGCUACUGUUGACCAGAUUGCUUCCUACGUCUCUGCUGCUAGACCCAUUCUUACUGCCGGUGGUUACUCUGGUCCCGUUGUUUCCGUUGACACUUUUAUUGCUGUUAUCAACAACCCUGGUCUCUGUGAUAUCUCCGAUUACAUGGCUGUCAAUGCUCACUGCUACUUUGAUGGUGGUUACUCUUCUUCUGAGGCUGGCUCCUGGACCCUCGAGCAAAUCCAGCGUGUUUGGACUGCAUGCAGCGGUAAGAAGGAUGUCUUUAUCUCUGAGGCUGGCUGGCCUUGGGCUGGUGAGACCAAUGGUAAGGCUGUUGCUUCUUACGAUGACCAGGCUGCUGCCAUUUCUGCCAUCAAGAGUGCUGUUGGUACUGACACUAUCCUCUUCACUGCCUUUAACGAUCUCUGGAAGAGCCCUGGUCUCUACUCUAUUGAGCAGAACUUUGGUCUUUACGGUACUUCUAAUUAA
Molecule: messenger RNA, 1173 nt
Organism: Magnusiomyces paraingens
Lineage: Eukaryota; Fungi; Ascomycota; Dipodascomycetes; Dipodascales; Dipodascaceae
Exons: 1
Coding region: 1-1173 (390 amino acids)
Biological process (GO): carbohydrate metabolic process; cell wall organization
Cellular component (GO): extracellular region; cell surface; fungal-type cell wall
Molecular function (GO): glucan endo-1,3-beta-D-glucosidase activity; 1,3-beta-glucanosyltransferase activity
Source: RefSeq, a predicted model, not a curated record